This is a messenger RNA of Nerophis lumbriciformis (worm pipefish), 1230 nucleotides long. NCBI's taxonomy places the organism in Eukaryota, Metazoa, Chordata, Actinopteri, Syngnathiformes, Syngnathidae. The record is from RefSeq and is a predicted model, not a curated record.
AUGAAGUUCGUUCGCUGUAUUAUGAAAAACGCCGCGCUGGCGAGUGUUCCUAAACAUAUUGAGCAUUUUUCUAAAUUUUCCCCUUCGCCGCUCUCCAUGAAGCAGUUCCUCGACUUCGGAUCCAUCAACGCCUGCGAGAAAACUUCGUUCGCCUUCCUGAGACAGGAGCUGCCGGUGCGGUUGUCAAACAUCAUGAAGGAGAUUAACCUGCUGCCGGACAAGCUGCUCACGACACCCUCGGUGCAAACUGUGCAAGGAUGGUACAUCCAAAGUUUGAUGGAGAUUCUGGACUUUCUCCACAAGAACCCCGAUGACCACAAAGUCCUUGGAGAAUUCGUGGACGCUUUGGUGACCAUCCGGAACCGGCACAACGACGUAGUACCCACUAUGGCGCAAGGCGUCAUGGAAUACAAGGAGGUCUUCCCGCAGGACGCUGUCACCAAUCAGAACAUUCAAUACUUCCUGGACCGCUUCUACAUGAGCCGCAUCUCCAUUCGCAUGCUCAUCAACCAACACACGCUCAUUUUUGACGGAACAACCAAUCCGGUGCACCCUAACACUAUCGGCAGCAUUGACCCACAUUGCCAAGUGGGUGACGUGGUGAAGGAUGCCUUCCAUAGCGCCAAGAUGCUUUGUGAACAGUACUACCUGCGCUCGCCUCCUCUCAUUCUACAAGAACUGAACAGUGAUUACUCCAAACAUAAGGCGAUCGACAUCGUAUAUGUGCCGUCGCACUUGUACCACAUGCUCUUUGAGCUUUUUAAGAACGCCAUGAGAGCGACCAUUGAGACCCACGAGAACCGAGAUCUGCCACCCAUUCAGGCACUGGUUUCUCUUGGAGGAGAGGACAUGUCCAUUAAGGUGAGCGACAAGGGCGGCGGUGUUCCCUUUCGCCGUAUCGACAACUUAUUCAGCUACAUGUACUCCACCGCGCCGGCGCCGCAGAUUGGAGAAGAUGCCCGGCCACCGCUGGCUGGUUUCGGCUAUGGGCUUCCAAUCUCACGUCUCUACGCCAAAUACUUCCAGGGCGAUUUGCAACUCUACUCCAUGGAGGGCCACGGAACCGAUGCGGUCAUCUACUUAAAGGCGCUGUCGACAGACUCCAUCGAGAGGCUCCCGGUGUACAACAAAACGGCGCUGAGGAACUACAAAGUAAGCCAGGAGGCUGACGACUGGUGCAUCCCCAGCAGAGAACCUCUGGAUCUGAGCAACUACAAAGUGGCCAAGUGA